AUGGAGUCGGAAAGCGCCAAAGUCAUAGAGGGAAGAUCCAAAGUCAGCAUGCUCUUGAAUGCUUUGGUUUUCACAAUGUGCGUUUCGAUCUACUCGGAGGGAUUCGCUACAAGUGUAGAGAUGCGGCUAGCUCUCACUGAUCUCUAUAAGGCAAACGAGACGGUGAUCUUCGUCAACACUUUCCAAAACAGAUUCUGCGUGGGCGAGAUUUUUCACGUCUCUACCUUCAUCGGCUACUAUUUUAUCCCAGCGGAUCUAACGAGAGUGGCCGUGAUCGCGGAUGGAGUUUCCAUCGCCGUCGGAAGCACAGUACUGGUCGUUCUCGCCGCUUUCCUGGACGCCGGCCUCGCUUACUAUGUCACCUUCCUCUUUUCCAUCGCGGUUGGAGUCUACGGCAUAAUCUUCACAUAUGGGAGACUCGACGAUAUUCAAUGCGCUGAUGAUGCGAAGACCAAACCGGCGGAUAAAGCACCGACGAUCAAUUCUGACGCGGCGUCUCUCAUGGAUGUUGAAUUAGUGGAUAUGUCUCGAGGGGUUGAUGAGUAUUGCCGCCCAAUUCUGACGACAAGGUACUGGGUGGCGUUUAAGAUCAACAUAACGCGGUCGAUGGAAUGGAAAACGAGAACAGUGAGUGACGGCGGCGCGUAUUUCUUAACCUUUUGUUUUUAUUUUUAUUUUAUUGUUUUGUUUGUGUCAUCAUCAUCCUCGUCUCGUAGUAUCACCACCGUAGUUCUUUUUUAG
Messenger RNA from Microthlaspi erraticum, 741 nucleotides. Lineage: Eukaryota; Viridiplantae; Streptophyta; Magnoliopsida; Brassicales; Brassicaceae. The record is from the annotation of a GenBank genome assembly.